Molecule: messenger RNA, 345 nt
Organism: Lodderomyces jiufengensis
Lineage: Eukaryota; Fungi; Ascomycota; Pichiomycetes; Serinales; Debaryomycetaceae
Exons: 1
Coding region: 1-345 (114 amino acids)
Source: RefSeq, a predicted model, not a curated record
AUGGCAGGAACAAAGUUAAGUGCAGCUGCAAUUGCAACGAUGUCAUCUGUCUUGGUCUUAUACGUAGCAAUAAAAUCCCCUUUAAAAUACAAAUGGGCAGAAGAAAAUAGGAUGAAUCCAAAGGCAGAUUUAGCAUUUAGAGAAGCAGCUGAUAAAUGGUUGGAAAAGAAUAAAGAUUUACCAAGAGAUAUAAAAUUAGGUACUUCCACUUCAGAUGGUUUUGAAACUUUCUGGAGUGUAUUGUCUUGGCCUAUUAGAGCUCCAUUUAUGGCUUAUGAUACUGUUUCAUCAUCUUUCACACCAAGUAAGAAUGGAAGUAUAAGUAACGUUAAGGAUAAUGAAUAA